Mustela lutreola (European mink) is the source of this 6346-nucleotide messenger RNA. It is a transcript of the gene SMG7, whose product is annotated as SMG7 nonsense mediated mRNA decay factor. Gene Ontology annotation, biological process: nuclear-transcribed mRNA catabolic process, nonsense-mediated decay. Gene Ontology annotation, molecular function: telomerase RNA binding; telomeric repeat DNA binding; protein binding. Bases 419 to 4003 code for a protein of 1194 amino acids. Lineage: Eukaryota; Metazoa; Chordata; Mammalia; Carnivora; Mustelidae. The record is from RefSeq and is a predicted model, not a curated record. Gene Ontology annotation, cellular component: telomerase holoenzyme complex. The transcript is spliced from 24 exons.
GAGAGGCAGAAGUCACCCGGAGGGACGGGCGCCACUGAAAUCUCGCGAGAGGGACCUCCACUUCCUUCCUCUGCUUCUCCCUCCUCUUUCCCCCCGCCCCCUUCCCUUCUCCCUCCCCCUCCCCCCUCCCGGGUCGGAGUGUCCCUGCGCCCCACGGGCCAGAGCAGCGGCGAGAGCAGUUUUCCCCGCUCCCUCCCCCUCGCCUCACUCACCCCCACCCCCCCGCCGAGCGAGGAGGAGCCGGAGGAGAGGAAGAUGGCGGCGGCCGCCAGCACCCGCGGUGCCGCGGGGCCGCUUCGAGGAGCCUGAGAGACCCACAGAGGCUUCGCGGGAAGACGCGGCGGCGGAGGAUGAGCCUGCAGAGCGCGCAGUAUCUCCGAUAGUCAUUGUGGGAGAAAACGUUUCAUUUAAGUCCCAGAUGAGGACCGGAAACUUGAAAUCAGAGGAGCAUCUGAAAUCAAGUAAUAUUAGGCAGGCAGAAGUCCUGAAGGCUGACAUGACAGAUUCUAAGCUGGGUCCAGCUGAGGUCUGGACAUCCAGACAGGCUCUGCAGGACCUGUACCAGAAAAUGCUAGUUACUGAUUUGGAAUACGCGUUAGACAAGAAAGUAGAACAGGAUCUCUGGAAUCAUGCCUUUAAGAAUCAGAUCACAACACUACAAGGCCAGGCAAAGAAUCGAGCAAACCCGAAUCGGAGUGAAGUUCAGGCAAACCUUUCUCUGUUCCUAGAGGCAGCUAGUGGCUUCUAUACUCAGUUAUUACAAGAACUAUGUACAGUGUUUAAUGUAGAUUUACCAUGCCGUGUGAAGUCUUCCCAAUUGGGAAUUAUCAGCAAUAAACAGACGCAUACCAGCGCCAUAGUGAAGCCACAGUCUAGCUCCUGUUCCUAUAUCUGCCAGCACUGCCUCGUCCACCUUGGAGACAUUGCUCGAUACAGAAACCAGACCAGCCAGGCAGAGUCCUACUACAGGCAUGCAGCUCAGCUUGUCCCCUCUAAUGGUCAGCCUUAUAAUCAGUUGGCUAUCUUAGCUUCUUCCAAAGGAGACCAUCUGACCACAAUUUUCUACUACUGCAGAAGCAUCGCUGUGAAGUUCCCUUUCCCAGCUGCCUCCACUAAUCUACAAAAAGCACUUUCUAAAGCACUGGAAAGCCGGGAUGAGGUGAAAACCAAAUGGGGUGUUUCUGACUUCAUCAAGGCCUUUAUUAAAUUCCACGGUCAUGUGUACCUGAGUAAGAGCUUGGAAAAGUUGAGCCCUCUUCGAGAGAAAUUGGAAGAACAGUUUAAGAGGCUGCUAUUCCAGAAAGCUUUCAACUCUCAGCAGUUAGUUCACGUCACUGUCAUUAACCUGUUUCAACUUCAUCACCUUCGUGACUUUAGCAAUGAAACGGAGCAGCAUAGUUAUAGCCAAGAUGAGCAGCUGUGUUGGACACAGUUGCUGGCCCUCUUUAUGUCUUUUCUUGGCAUCCUGUGCAAGUGUCCUCUCCAGAACAAGUCUCAGGAGGAAUCCUACAAUGCCUAUCCCCUUCCUGCAGUCAAGGUCUCCAUGGACUGGCUGAGACUCAGACCCAGGGUCUUUCAGGAAGCAGUGGUGGAUGAAAGACAGUACAUUUGGCCCUGGCUAAUUUCUCUCCUAAAUAGUUUCCAUCCCCAUGAAGAGGAUCUUUCAAGUACUAAUGCUACACCACUUCCAGAGGAGUUUGAGUUACAAGGAUUCUUGGCUUUGAGACCUUCUUUCAGGAACUUGGAUUUUUCUAAAGGCCACCAGGGUAUCACAGGAGACAAGGAAGGUCAGCAACGACAAAUACGGCAGCAGCGCUUGAUCUCUAUAGGCAAAUGGAUUGCCGAUAAUCAGCCAAGGCUGAUUCAGUGUGAAAAUGAGGUAGGGAAAUUGUUGUUUAUCACAGAAAUCCCAGAGUUAAUACUGGAAGACCCCAGUGAAGCCAAAGAGAACCUCAUUCUGCAAGAACCAUCCAUGGUAGAGUCCCUGGCUGCGGACGGGAACCCAGGACUGAAAUCAGUGCUGUCCACGGGCCGUAAUCUAAGCAACAACUGUGACCCAGGAGAGAAGCCAAUGGUCACCUUCAAAGAGAACAUUAAGCCGCGAGAAGUGAACAGAGACCAAGGAAGAAGUUUUCCUCCCAAAGAGGUGAGAAGGGACUAUAGCAAAGGAAUUACUUUAACUAAGAAUGAUGGAAAGAAGGACAACAGCAAGAGGAAAACAGAAACCAAGAAAUGCACCUUAGAAAAGUUACAGGAAACAGGAAAGCAGAGUGUGGCAGUGCAGGUAAAAUCCCAGACAGAACUAAGAAAGACUCCAGUGUCUGAAGCCAGGAAAACACCUGUAACUCAAACCCCAAGUCAAGCAAGUAACUCCCAGUUCAUCCCCAUUCAUCACCCUGGAGCCUUCCCUCCUCUUCCCAGCCGGCCAGGGUUCCCGCCCCCCACAUAUGUUAUUCCCCCUCCUGUGGCAUUUUCUAUGGGCUCAGGUUACACCUUCCCAGCUGGUGUUUCUGUCCCAGGAACCUUUCUUCAGCCUACAGCUCACUCUCCAGCAGGAAACCAGGUGCAAGCUGGGAAACAGUCCCACAUUCCUUACAGCCAGCAACGGCCCUCUGGACCAGGGCCAAUGAACCAGGGACCUCAACAACCACAGCCACCUUCCCAGCAACCCCUUACAUCUCUACCAGCUCAGCCAACAGCACAGUCUACAAACCAGUUGCAGGUUCAAGCUCUAGCUCAGCAACAAUCCCCCACAAAAGCUGUGCCGGCUUUGGGGAAAAGCCCUCCUCACCACUCUGGAUUCCAGCAGUAUCAACAGGCAGAUGCCUCCAAACAGCUGUGGAAUCCCCCUCAGGUUCAAGGCCCAUUAGGGAAAAUCAUGCCUGUGAAACAGUCCUACUACCUUCAGUCCCAAGACCCCAUAAAACUGUUUGAGCCGUCAUUGCAACCUCCUGUAAUGCAGCAGCAGCCUCUAGAGAAAAAAAUGAAGCCUUUUCCCAUGGAGCCAUAUAACCAUAAUCCCUCAGAAGUCAAGGUCCCAGAAUUCUACUGGGAUUCUUCUUACAGCAUGGCUGAUAACAGAGCUGUAAUGGCCCAGCAAGCAAAUAUGGACCGCAGGGGCAAACGGUCACCAGGAGUCUUCCGUCCCGAGCAGGAUCCUGUGCCCAGGAUGCCGUUUGAGGACCCCAAGGGCUCCCCUCUGCUUCCUCCGGACCUGUUAAAGAGUCUGGCUGCCUUGGAGGAAGAGGAAGAGCUGAUUUUUUCUAACCCUCCUGAUCUUUACCCAGCUUUGCUGGGGCCUCUCGCCUCUCUUCCUGGACGGAGCCUCUUUAAAUCCUUGUUGGAGAAGCCCUCGGAGCUCAUGUCCCAUUCCUCUUCUUUCUUGUCCCUCACCGGAUUUUCUCUCAAUCAGGAAAGAUACCCAAAUAACAGCGUGUUCAAUGAGGUAUAUGGGAAAAACCUGACAACCAGCUCCAAAACAGAACUUAAUCCUUCGCUGGCCCCCCAGGAGACAUCACUGUACUCCCUCUUCGAAGGGACCCCCUGGUCUCCAUCACUUCCUGCCAGUUCAGAUCAUUCAACACCAGCCAGCCAAUCUCCUCAUUCCUCUAACCCAAGCAGCCUGCCAAGCUCCCCUCCAACACACAACCAUAAUUCUGUUCCAUUCUCCAACUUUGGACCCAUUGGAACUCCAGAUAACAGAGAUAGAAGAACUGCAGAUCGGUGGAAAACUGAUAAGCCAGCCAUGGGUGGGUUUGGCAUUGACUAUCUCUCAGCGACAUCAUCCUCUGAGAGCAGUUGGCAUCAGGCCAGCACUCCAAGUGGCACCUGGGCAGGCCAUGGCCCCUCCAUGGAGGAUUCCUCUGCUGUCCUCAUGGAAAGCCUAAAGUCUAUCUGGUCCAGUUCCAUGAUGCAUCCUGGACCUUCCGCUCUGGAGCAGCUGUUAAUGCAGCAGAAGCAGAAACAGCAGCGGGGACAAGGCACCAUGAACCCUCCACACUGAGGCCAAAGUGGCAACCCUGGGAAUGAAGGCUCCAUAAACCAUGGCAUGUUGGGUUUGCAGGACUGGCCCAUACAGUCCCCUGCAGGUGGCAGCCCUCUUUUCUGUUUCUUGCUGUUAAGAGGGUGUAAGCGUUCCACCGGCACGCUGAGUGUGCACGAAAUGUCCGCAGUGCAACAAAAAGAAAAAAUCAUCGGGAACUCUCCGUCCCCCUGGGGCCUUCCGGAGGGAGAGAGGAGCUGCUGUCUGUCUCACUCAGUUACCUGAUAUCACCGCCUCUCACCUUCUCCAUCGUGCAUGUCCCCAGCCACAAGGGAAGUGAAAGCUGAGAAGGGGAGGCAGAUGGGAGAAGCCAAUGGGAACUUCUCAGUCCUUUUUUCCUCUUUGGGGAAUAAAAUAGGAAUCCAUUAAUGAUUGCUUUGCUGACUGAGAAUGUAGUUGAAAUUAUUCCUGAACAUCUUUUAUUAUUGUUAUUACUCUCAGUAGUAAAAUAUCACACUGAAUUCUUCCACACACAGAUGUGCUUCUUCUAGUCAGUGUGUAGCAAGGAAAGCCCCGUCCACUGCUCCUGUGAGAGGUUGGUGGUGACAGGAUGGGGAAGCUGACCUCUUAGCCAGCGGAAGUAUUCCGUGAGGGAGCGUCCAAGGCCUCAACCUUCACUCAGAAGGUUCUGGCAGGCCCCCUUCUGGCCUGGAGACUGCAGCAGGAGAUGCCCUUCACUCUGUAGGUGCUCGAGCCCCAAUCGAGGACACAGUGUGGGUGGUGGUGCUGGGCUGGACUGGCAGAUGACUGCUGUAGGACUUUUAAAUUAAUGUUUUUGAUUCCUGUACAUUUUACAGUAGCGUAGCAAGCAGUCUCACAGAAGGCAGGCUAGUCCAUUCGCGGCCCGACCCAUUUUAAUAGGUAGAAGCUUUCAGUGUGGUUAUUUUUUGUUUGAUUGGUUUUCGUGACCCCCAUCCUGCUCACCACCCACCUCCUCUUGUCCCUACCUCCAUCCCUUUCCUACCCCGUGCUGUCUGCUAGUAAUUGUUUCUGUUCCUAAUGUGUACAACAUCUCGCCAAGAAGCAACAGCAUGGGGUCCAGCAGUUGGGGCCCAAAGGACAGUCUGCGGAGGAAGGAAGCAGUGGCGUCUGCACAGCGCACAACGGGCCAGGCCCCUGCCCAGCUGCGUCUCCCGACCUCCACUUUCAGAGUGAAAUUCAAGGCAACAAGGACACGUGUGCGGCACGCACAGAAGAGAACACAACGAAGUCCAUUCUGGAAAAGGCGAAAGAAAGGAAGAUAAACUUUUAUUUGGUAUUUAUUAGAAGGAAAGAGGACUGAAAAUUUUCUUGUGUAGAAACAGAAGGACAGCAUUUCUGUUAGUUGCUGGAAAAGUAAUAUUUUAAGGGGAAAUUAUGGAAACAAUCUAAAUGUCCAAUUGCUGUGCUAGUGGUAAGGUCUAUUUCUGGGAGGUCUCUCUCGUGUGUGUGUGUGUGUGUGUGUGUGUGUGUGUGUUUUUGCGCGCGUGCGCGUACACACUCAGCUGCUCUCCCUGGGAGAGGGGGAGUGUGUGUGAGUGUGUGGAGUCAGUGUGGGACUUACAAACUGGAAGACAGCUGCAGAGCAAAGCACAUCCAGGAGCCCCAGUUGUCAUUCAAGUCUGGGCAACCCCAGCAAUGGAAGGGGUGAGAUUAAUGCUCGUUGCUCUUCAGAGAGAGUGGUUGGAGCCCCGUAUGCUUACAUUAUUGCUCUUUAAGUUUGACAUGGUGUUUGGGGUUUUUUUGUUUUCAUUUUGUUUUGGUUUUUUUUUUUUUUUCCGUUCUUGUUUUGAAAGGUCUGAAAGGGUGAAGCCCCCCCACCCAAAGGCAAUAUGAAACCCUUUGUGCUUCUCUCCAGCCCCCUUCCCCGUGUCUGCCUCUCUUCCUUCCCCUCCCUUCAAGCCUCCCUCCCCACUGCCUUGACCCACUUUGUGUGUUUGAGCUCUGCAUUCAGGCAGCUGCGACAUUCCAGUGUUUGAGCUGUCCCUGAUUCUUGCACCCUAGAUGAGCUAGCCAGAUUCACUGUCUCACCCCUGGUACUGCCCACAUCCCAUACAGCCCUGUUUCUGCAUGAGAAUUUGGUGUUUGGAAUGAUUUCUGACUCCUGGGGCGGGGUUUCUCGCCUUACCAUCCUCAGUGUGGAGUAAUGAGGCGGGAGAGGAGAAUCUUCAUCAGAAACUGGUUUUGUGUAGUAAACUUUCUCUUGUGUUUGUUUUUUUGUUUUGUUUUGUUUUGUUUUUUGUUUUGUUUUGGUCUGUCUGUGCAAGACCUGCAGCUGCUGAAAUCAGCUUUGCCUUUAAUUAAACCAUGUUCUCUCCAACCAGA